UUUACUUUUCCGCUAACUCUCCCCAACACACAAACAACUAACUCUCACUUUCUUUCACUCGGAAAGUAGAAGACCUUUCCGUUGGCUCCACUUUCUCUCUCACUUUCCCGGGCUUUCUCGGGGACCAAACAGGGCUCAAGGAUGGCGUCAGAGCCAGCAGCAGCAGCGGCAGAAGAGGGAAAAGCAUGGGAAGAGGCUCUGAGAAAGAUGCUACCGGCGGGUGCGCCGUUGCCGGACGAAGAGCAGCUCGACUACUCAAUCGCGAUCGAGUACCAAGGGCCUCCGGUUUCCUACGAAGUCCCCAAGGUUGAUCCCCUGGACCUGGGCUCCGUUUCGAUUCGCAGUUCUUCGGUGGCUUCGGUUUCGAGCCUGUCAUCUAUCCCGGUUGCCAUGCCGAUUACUCCGAGGGCCUGGAGAUUUAAUCGGACUAGUAAUGGAGGUCUUAGUAGUAGCAAAGAGCUGAACACUCCCGUGGAGAGCCAGAGAUGCUCUUCGGCUUCGAGAACUCAGUUCGAGCUACAGAGCACCGGAGACGGAGAAUCGGAAUUUACAAACGGCAUUAGAGAUCCGCACCCGGAUUCGGUGCGAAAACCUGAUGUGAUUGAAGGGAAGCAAGGUCCGGUGGUGACGUUCAAUACUCCGAGGGACUCGGAGUACGAGGAGGACGAAUCGGAUACGUACUCGGAGUCCGUGGUCGGGUCGCCGAUGUCGGUGGCGAGGAAUGGCGAGAAAAAAUCGUGGAAGAAGCGAGGAGUGUGUAGUAGGUGCGGGAGAGGGAACAGGUUGAGGGAGAGGGAGGCUUGUAUCGUUUGCGGCGCGAGAUACUGCGGCCAUUGUGUGCUGAAGGCGAUGGGGUCGAUGCCGGAGGGGAGGAAGUGCGUGAGCUGCAUUGGGCAGCCGAUCGACGAGGCUGGGCGGUCCCGGCUAGGGACGAGCUCGAGGAUCUUGGCAAGGGUUUGCAGUCCCUUGGAGGUGAAGCAGAUAAUGAAAGCCGAGAAGGAGUGCGCGGCGAACCAGCUGAGGCCAGAGCAAUUGGUUGUGAAUGGGAAGCAGUUGCGGCAGGAGGAGUUGGCGGAGGUUCUAGGGUGUUCGAUUCCGCCGCAGAAGCUAAAGCCCGGCCGGUAUUGGUACGAUAAGGAUUCUGGGCUUUGGGGAAAGGAGGGAGAGAAGCCUGAUAGAAUAAUCAGUUCGAAAUUGAACGUUGGGGGUAAGCUUCGGCAGGAUGCGAGUAAUGGGAACACAAAAGUUUGCAUGAAUGGCCGUGAGAUCACCAAGAUUGAGCUCAGAGUGUUGAAGCUGGCCAAGGUACAGUGCCCACGGGAAACUCAUUUUUGGGUGUAUGAUGACGGAUCUUAUGAGGAAGAAGGUCAAAAUAACAUUAAAGGGAACAUAUGGGGAAAGGCGUCCACUCGAUUCAUUUGUUCAUUACUUUCAUUGCCUGUUCCACCUGGUAUUCAUGGGACAAAAGAAGAUUCAACUAAUUUUUCAGGUAGGUCUGUGCCCGAGUAUUUGGAGCAGGGAAGAGUCCAUAAACUUUUGUUAUUUGGGUUGGAAGGAUCUGGAACCAGUACUAUCUUCAAGCAGGCCAGGUUUUUGUACGGGAGCAGGUUCACUCCAGAAGAGCUGCAGAAUAUCAAACUUGUGAUUCAAAGCAAUAUGUACAAGUAUCUUAGCAUAUUACUUGAGGCACGAGAGCAGUUUGAAGAGGAAGCAUUGAUAGAGGGAAAAACUACUGCUUUGAAUUCUGAAGACUCUGCCCCAGGCAAAACAGGAAUUAAUGAAAGCAAGCAAUGCAUCUAUUCAAUCAAUCAAAGGUUCAAGCAUUUUUCUGACUGGUUACUGGAUAUUGUGGCUAUGGGAGACUUGGAUGCUUUCUUCCCUGCUGCUACACGUGAAUAUGCUCCAAUUGUAGAUGAAAUUUGGAGGGAUCAUGCCAUUCAGGAAACGUACAAGAGAAGAGAGGAAUUGCAUUGUCUUCCUGAUGUUGCCAAAUAUUUCUUAGAUCGGGCUAUAGAGAUAUCAAGCAAUGAAUAUGAACCUUCAGAGAGGGACAUUUUAUAUGCAGAGGGAGUCACUCAGAGCAAUGGGCUUUCCUUCAUGGAAUUCUCAUUUGAUGAUAGAAGCCCCAUGUCUGAAGUAUACAAUGAGAACUUAGAAUCCCUGCCACCCUUGACCAAAUACCAACUAAUUCGCAUAAAUUCCAAAGGACUGCAUGAUGGUUGCAAAUGGCUGGAAAUGUUUGAGGAUGUGAGGGCAGUGAUAUUUUGUGUUCCCUUGGGUGACUAUGAUCAGAUGUGGUCCCAUGGUACUGGUCCUCUUCGUAAUAAAAUGCUAGCAAGCAGAGAUUUGUUUGAGAGUUUGGUGAGGCACCCUUGUUUCAAAGACACCCCUUUCGUGCUCCUGCUGAACAAAUAUGAUGUCUUUGAAGACAAGCUAAACCGGGUUCCUUUGUCAGCUUGUGAGUGGUUCAGGGACUUCAGCCCUUUGAAGCCCCAUCACAACUAUCAGUCCCUUGCACAGCAAGCAUACCACUAUGUGGCAGUCAAAUUCAAGGAGCUAUAUUCUUUCUUGGGCAGAGAUAAGUUAUUCGUCGGGCAGACUCGAGCUCGGGAGCGUGCUUCAAUUGAUGAGGCAUUCAAGUACACAAGGGAGGUCCUCAAGUGGGAUGAAGAAAAGGAUGACAAUAAUCUUUAUGGAAUCACUGGGGAUGAUUCGUUUUACAGUACAGAAAUGAGUUCCUCUCCAUAUAUUAGACAGGAAUGAUCUGUCUGCUUUGCUGGGGCGUGCUGCCAUUUUUCUCUGAAAAUCUGGUGGAUAUUUUUUACUUACCCAUGACAUGGCUGAGCAGAGGAAGUGAGGUAAGUUGGCUCUAAAGAUGCUGUAUUAAACUUGCAAGUCCGGCAUUGUUGAGUGAUUUCAAAAUAAGGUCAUUCUGAUUCGCAAGAUAGUGAUUUUUUUUUUUUGGCAUAAUUUGCUUGCCUGUACAGUGUAUCUUGUUCUUCGACACAGAUGGGGAACUUUCCUGAGUAAAGUUGUUAGAUUUGUUGUAAAUGCUGGAGGAGUUCCCUUUCUGUAAUAGCACAUCCUCAUUGUGAGGCUCACCAACUCGAUAGAUUUCAAUGAUCUGCUUAGCAACUCACCUUUGAUUUGUCAUCGAUUGGACCGAAUAUGAUGCGUUUAUUUAUUAUAGAAAUUCAAAUUAUAAUU
This is a messenger RNA of Alnus glutinosa, 3207 nucleotides long. RefSeq names its product extra-large guanine nucleotide-binding protein 3-like. NCBI's taxonomy places the organism in Eukaryota, Viridiplantae, Streptophyta, Magnoliopsida, Fagales, Betulaceae. Gene Ontology annotation, cellular component: heterotrimeric G-protein complex. Gene Ontology annotation, biological process: adenylate cyclase-modulating G protein-coupled receptor signaling pathway. The transcript has 8 exons. The coding region runs from base 142 to 2763 and encodes 873 amino acids. The record is from RefSeq and is a predicted model, not a curated record. Gene Ontology annotation, molecular function: G protein-coupled receptor binding; G-protein beta/gamma-subunit complex binding; GTPase activity.